CCGACUUACACUUCAUACUCGUCGAAAGUAAACCCUAACCCGCCCCAAUUUUGUUAUUUUUCUCACACAAACCACAAUUUUCUCUAUCGCCGAAUUCAUCAGAUCUAGUGUUAGAAAGUCAUGGCCGGAAAAGGAGAGGGUCCAGCGAUCGGGAUCGAUCUUGGCACGACAUACUCGUGCGUCGGCGUCUGGCAGCACGACCGCGUGGAGAUCAUCGCCAAUGACCAGGGCAACAGGACCACUCCGUCUUACGUCGGUUUUACCGACACUGAGAGGCUAAUUGGUGAUGCGGCUAAGAAUCAGGUCGCCAUGAACCCUAUCAACACUGUUUUCGAUGCUAAGAGGUUGAUUGGAAGGAGAUUUAGUGAUGCCUCCGUUCAGAGUGAUAUUAAGUUGUGGCCUUUCAAGGUCAUUCCCGGCCCUGCUGAGAAACCCAUGAUUGUAGUUAGCUACAAGGGUGAGGAUAAGCAAUUUGCAGCUGAGGAGAUCUCUUCUAUGGUUUUGAUGAAAAUGAGGGAGAUUGCAGAGGCAUAUCUUGGUUCUUCUGUGAAGAAUGCCGUGGUCACUGUUCCAGCUUACUUCAAUGAUUCUCAGCGUCAAGCUACCAAGGAUGCUGGUGUAAUUGCUGGCCUUAAUGUGAUGCGUAUUAUUAAUGAGCCUACAGCAGCAGCAAUUGCCUAUGGUCUUGACAAGAAGGCCACAAGUGUUGGUGAGAAGAAUGUCUUAAUUUUUGAUCUUGGGGGUGGAACUUUUGAUGUUUCUCUUCUGACCAUCGAGGAAGGUAUCUUUGAAGUAAAGGCCACUGCUGGUGACACUCACCUUGGAGGUGAAGAUUUUGACAACAGAAUGGUGAACCAUUUUGUUCAGGAAUUCAAGAGGAAGCACAAGAAAGACAUCAAUGGUAACCCAAGGGCUUUGAGGCGAUUGAGAACUGCUUGUGAAAGAGCAAAGAGGACCCUCUCAUCCACUGCUCAGACCACCAUUGAGAUUGACUCCCUCUACGAGGGUGUUGAUUUCUACUCCACUAUUACUCGUGCCAGAUUUGAGGAGCUUAACAUGGACUUGUUCAGGAAGUGCAUGGAACCUGUUGAGAAGUGUUUGAGGGAUGCCAAGAUGGACAAGAGCACUGUUCAUGAUGCUGUUCUUGUUGGUGGCUCCACUAGAAUUCCCAAGGUUCAACAGCUUUUGCAAGAUUUCUUCAAUGGGAAGGAACUCUGCAAGAGCAUCAACCCUGAUGAGGCUGUAGCAUAUGGUGCUGCUGUCCAAGCAGCUAUAUUGAGUGGUGAGGGUAAUGAGAAGGUUCAGGAUCUUUUGCUUCUUGAUGUUACUCCUCUCUCUCUUGGUUUGGAAACAGCGGGUGGUGUCAUGACUGUGUUGAUUCCGAGGAACACUACAAUUCCAACCAAGAAGGAGCAGGUAUUCUCUACCUACUCUGACAACCAGCCUGGUGUCCUGAUCCAAGUAUACGAAGGAGAGAGAACGAGGACCAGGGAUAACAACUUGCUUGGAAAAUUUGAGCUCUCAGGAAUUCCUCCUGCACCGAGAGGUGUUCCCCAGAUUACAGUGUGCUUUGACAUUGAUGCCAACGGCAUUCUGAACGUGUCUGCGGAGGACAAGACUACAGGGCAGAAAAACAAGAUCACAAUUACCAAUGACAAGGGCAGGCUCUCGAAGGAGGACAUUGAGAAGAUGGUCCAGGAGGCCGAGAAGUACAAGUCUGAAGAUGAAGAGCACAAGAAGAAGGUGGAGUCGAAGAAUGCACUGGAGAACUAUGCCUACAACAUGAGGAACACUGUCAAGGAUGAGAAGAUUGGCUCCAAGCUUUCUGAAGCAGACAAGAAGAAGAUUGAGGAUGCUAUUGAGUCGAGCAUUCAGUGGCUAGAUGCUAACCAGCUUGCAGAGUCGGAUGAGUUUGAAGACAAGAUGAAGGAAUUGGAGAGCAUUUGCAACCCAAUCAUAGCCAAGAUGUACCAGGGUGCAGGUGGAGAGUCUGCCAUGGAUGAUGAUGAUGCUCCUGCUCCCAGUGGAGGGGGUGGAGCUGGUCCUAAGAUUGAGGAGGUCGACUAAACACUCCCGCCGCUCUCUUUGGUUUAUUAUCAUAUAUGUUAAUUCAUGUUGAUAGGCUCUUUGGUACCUCAGUGGUACUAAACAUUUAAUAUUUCCUUAUUGCUACCAUGCACACAACUAUGGUUUUGCCUGAAAUAUUUACCUCUGCAUUGCAUAUGAGGUUUCGGUUUUA
Molecule: messenger RNA, 2239 nt
Organism: Salvia splendens (bonfire salvia)
Lineage: Eukaryota; Viridiplantae; Streptophyta; Magnoliopsida; Lamiales; Lamiaceae
Product: heat shock cognate 70 kDa protein 2-like
Exons: 2
Coding region: 121-2067 (648 amino acids)
Molecular function (GO): ATP-dependent protein folding chaperone; ATP binding
Source: RefSeq, a predicted model, not a curated record